UCUGGACAUUUCUUAGAAAUGGAAUCAUGCAGCACGUGGCCUUUUGUGUCUGGCCUCUUUUACUCAGCCUGAUGUCUUCAAGGUUCUUCCACACUGUAGCAUGAAUCAACCUCGUUCCUUUUUAUGACUGAGUAAUAUUCCAUUGUGUGCAUACACCACAUUUUGUUUAUCCAUUCAUCCAUUGAUGCAAAUUUGGGUUGUUUCCACCCUUUGCCUUUUUAAAACUUUAUUUAUAUCCUAGAACAACGUUUGCUUUGAGCAUCUUCAUUUUGAGGUGCAGGAAUCUGUUUCACUUGUCCCAUUCCCCCCAGGGAGCUGUCCCCACAGAUAAAUCCAUCUUCUUGAGGCAGUUAUUCUUGAUUUUGUGGUUUCUUCACAUUGGCCACAAAGUGACAGGAAGAUCCCAUGCGAUGUGCUUUUUCCUGGGCCCAGAAUCAAAUCCUCCUGUGUCCUCUUCUAGACAUGGAGCCGUGGACAAGCUGCUCAGUGUGUCCCUGUCCCUGAAAGGUAGGAUCAACAGGUGUUUCCCCUUGGCUGGGUGGCCACUGAGCACAGCCAGAGCCAAAUUCUUCUGAAAACAGCCAAGGUGACUUUAUGGUUGUGUAGCCACCCUCCUCUGGGGUUCUGGGCCCAAAAGGCACACUGGGCCCAUGCCGUGCCAGAGUGGCUGGAAUCAUGCAGCGUGUGGCCUUUUGUGUCCGGCCUCUUUCACUCAGCCUGAUGGGCCUUGAAAGCCAGCACCUUCUGGAGGUGGCACUCCCUCCCCCGCAGUGAGAAGGUGGCCCAUGGCAUCCCCACCCCUGGGGCUUAAUACUGCCUGGGAGGCUGCAGCUUUCGAGUUCCUCCUUUAGGCCCAACUGGACCUCCAUACUGGCUUCUAAUCCUACCCUGUCUCCUGUGGGGAAGAGAAGAAGGGGUUAUUAAUGAGGGUGGCUUGCUGGGGCACAGGGACCAGUAAGGUGAUGCAGAGAGUCAAAAUGAGCACUCAGUAGGCACAGGUCAUUUUAGAAUGAAAGAUGAUGAAAUAAAUGUUUAAAAAGGAGAUGGUUGGAAGCAACCCAAAGGUUCAUAGGUGGGUGAGCAGAUAAAGGAAUUGUGGUGCACCCACACAAUGGAAUAUUACACAGUCAUAAAAAAGGAAUGAAGCGGAUUCAGGCUACAACAUGGAAGAACCUUGAAGACAUCAGGCUGAGUGACAGAAGCCAGACACAAAAGGGGGAGUGUUCAAUGAUCCUAUUCACAUAAAAUGUGCAAAACAGGCGAUACCAUAGUGACGGGAAGCUGAUUAGUGGCUACCAGGGCUGGGAGGAGGUGGGGAGUGACUGACUAUUAAUGGAUAUGGAUCUCCUUUUGCAGUUCUGAAGUGUUCUGGAACUUGAUAGAGGUGAUGGUUGUACAGCACUGUGAGUACAUUUUAUUAUGCCACUGAAUUUUACACUUUAAAAUGAUGAAUGUUGUAUGAAUCUCACCUCAAUGAAUACAUAGAAAAGAGACAUGGGAGCCUCUGUGUGUCCUGCAUGAAACUCCUCCGCCCAUUUCACAGGUGGCAUAUGAAGGCUGGAGAGGGUCAUCCACUGCCAAGGCCAGUCAGUGGGCAGGUGGCAGACACCAUGGGGACCUAGGUCUUAUUUCCGCUUCUUUGGGGCUGGUUCUGGCAAUUUCGUCUCCUCCUGGGGCAGCUUCAGGGCCCUACAAAGCCUGCCUAGGGUCCCCAGAAGAGACCAGACAACCCCGAGGCCUCUGAGCCACCUGCCCACCUCUGUUUCCCUGCAGCAUGGCCGACAAGAAUGGGGCCCUCAAGUGCACCUUCUCGGCCCCUGGCCAUAGCACCAGCCUCCUGCAGGGCCUCGCCACCCUCCGCGCCCAGGGCCAGCUCCUGGACGUUGUGCUCACCAUCAACCGAGAGACCUUCCACGCGCACAAGGUAGUCCUGGCUGCCUGCAGUGACUACUUCAGGGCCAUGUUCACGGGCGGCAUGAGGGAGGCAAGCCAGGAUGUUAUCGAGCUGAAGGGCGUGUCAGCCCGCGGCCUGCAACACAUCAUCGACUUCGCCUAUAGUGCUGAGGUGACGCUGGACCUGGACUGUGUGCAGGACGUGCUGGGCGCAGCUGUGUUCCUGCAGAUGCUGCCUGUGGUGGAGCUGUGUGAGGAGUUCCUCAAGGCCGCCAUGAGCGUGGAGACCUGCCUCAACAUCGGCCACAUGGCCACCACCUUCAGCCUGGCCUCGCUCAAGGAAUCGGUGGAUGCCUUCACCUUCCGGCACUUCCUGCAGAUUGCUGAGGAGGAGGACUUCCUGCACCUGCCGCUGGAGCGCCUGGUCUUCUUCCUGCAGAGCAACCGGCUGCAGAGCUGUGCCGAGAUCGACCUGUUCCGCGCAGCUGUCCGCUGGCUGCAGCACGACCCUGCCAGGCGGCUGCGCGCCAGCCACGUGCUCUGCCACAUCCGCUUCCCACUCAUGCGGUCAUCAGACCUGGUGGAUAGCGUGCAGACGCUGGAUAUCAUGGUGGAGGACGUGCUGUGCCGCCAGUACCUCCUGGAGGCCUUCAACUACCAGGUGCUACCCUUCCGGCAGCAUGAGAUGCAGUCUCCGCGCACAGCUGUGCGCUCGGACGUGCCCUCACUGGUCGCCUUCGGCGGCACGCCCUACACCGACAGCGACCGCUCCGUCAGUAGCAAGGUGUACCAGCUGCCAGAGCCGGGCGCCCGCCACUUUCGUGAGCUUACAGAGAUGGAGGUCGGCUGCAGCCACACGUGCGUGGCUGUGCUGGACAACUUUGUGUACGUGGCGGGGGGCCAGCACCUGCAGUACCGCAGUGGCGAGGGUGCUGUGGACGCCUGCUACCGCUAUGACCCCCACCUGAACCGCUGGCUGCGCCUGCAGGCCAUGCAGGAGAGCCGGAUCCAGUUCCAGCUGAACGUGCUGUGCGGCAUGGUGUAUGCCACGGGUGGCCGCAACCGGGCUGGCAGCCUGGCCUCGGUGGAGAGGUAUUGCCCGCGGCGCAACGAGUGGGGCUAUGCCUGCUCGCUGAAGCGCCGCACGUGGGGCCACGCAGGCGCCUCGGCUGGGGGCCGCCUCUACAUCUCGGGAGGCUAUGGUAUCUCAGUGGAGGACAAGAAGGCCUUGCACUGCUAUGACCCUGAGGCUGACCAGUGGGAGUUCAAGGCACCCAUGAGUGAGCCCCGAGUACUCCAUGCCAUGGUGGGUGCUGGCGGCCGCAUCUAUGCCCUGGGUGGCCGCAUGGACCAUGUUGACCGUUGCUUCGACGUGCUGGCGGUGGAGUACUACGUGCCCGAGGCAGACCAGUGGACCAGCGUGAGCCCCAUGCGGGCAGGCCAGUCAGAGGCCGGCUGCUGCCUGCUGGACAGGAAGAUCUACAUCGUUGGGGGCUACAACUGGCGACUCAACAACGUGACAGGCAUUGUGCAGGUGUAUAACACCGAGACAGACGAGUGGGAGCGCGACCUGCACUUCCCAGAGUCCUUUGCAGGCAUCGCCUGUGCCCCUGUCCUGCUGCCCCGGGCUGGAACCAGGAGGUAGUUCCUGGGACCCCAGGUCCCUGGCCUGGCCGCAUGCCAGGGUUUCUGUGAGGGGCUUGGUUCAUGUCUGGGCGGAGAACUGAACCAACCCCGCUACCCCCACCCUGGGACUGGCCUCGUGGGGCCUGCCGUGUUGAUAAGGCCCCCUUCCCGUCCCUCCUUCCUUCCUGAAGCAGAUCCUGGCUCCACGCCCUCUGGGGGAGCCUGCCAGCAACAAGGCUGAUGUGUUAUGGCAGCUGACUCGCACCCAAGGUAGUUUCCUCGCCUGCCCAGCAUUGCAUUCUCACUACCCGGUGGGGAAUCGGGGUCUCCUUUGGGGUGUCAUUGUGUGGCUUUGUCCUGCUUCUCUCCCCCUACCACCCUGCCUGGAGGUCUGUGACAUUCAGAUGCAAACUCAUUAAUGGUUGACUCCCCCAGUUUCUCCCACCCCCAUGAGUUGCAUGUGUCGUUUUAAAAACAAAUGCACCCCAAACCUCUGUCACACAUGGACCUCCAGGAGCAGGAGAGGCGGCUGGGAAGUACCUGGCUUGGGGGCAACCAGAGGGCACAUUUCCUCCUCCCCAGAAGCCCGAGCUGCUGGGCGAGAAGGGCCAGCACCUUCAGGGUGUUUGCUGGCUUUUAGGAGGAAAAAACACAGCCGGCUCCCAGAGAUGGCCCUUAUGGGCAACAGGCCUUCCACUGGGCUCUGGGUCACUCCUGGGGCCUUAACAAGAAUGGGGCCGGGACUCUGGCCCCAUCCCUGCCCCGUGGAUGUAGGGGGAUGCCUGCUUUAGAGUCUCACAGUGCGUCUGCAUUCCACAGGCCUGCCCCGUGAUUUUUAUUCUCUCCCUCUUUCCAGCCCUCUGCUCCCCCCUCACCCUGUGUUCAGUCAGGUUGAAAUGCUGCCAGGUCUGUGCCCACCCGGCGUGGGCCGUCAGGCGGGCCAUGAGGCCUCUCCCUUCAAGGGCUUUGCAGCAUCUCCCGCCACAUUUGUUUUGGUGUCUAAACCUCAAAAUUUUUUUUCCUUGUUCCUUUUUUCUUUUUUUUUUUAAGAGGCCAGCACUGCUGUCUUAUAAAUGCAAUUUUUACCCUUGGGGCAACUUAAAGUGUCUCCUCUGCUGCUAAUGGACGAUUGAUGUCGUGUCUCUGUGACCCACUUGCCAUGUAAAGAAUUAACCUCAUACCUUAGCAGACGUCGUCUCCUAAUAUUUUCCUUUUAUUUAAUAAAAAUGUUAUGGU
Molecule: messenger RNA, 4755 nt
Organism: Vicugna pacos (alpaca)
Lineage: Eukaryota; Metazoa; Chordata; Mammalia; Artiodactyla; Camelidae
Source: RefSeq, a predicted model, not a curated record